UCUCGUUUCCCCAGCCUUAUUAUAUACCCCAUAGUGUCUCGUAAAGUGUACACAACUAUGAAUGUUGUCAGUAAAGCAAUCCAUCUAUCUAGAGGCCAGGUCCUGUUUAUUAUUCGAGGUUCGCAUGCACGAACCCUCGGAUAAAUAUCCGACCGCACAAUAUGCGAUCAAAGAUGCGGAGGCCCAUUGUUCUUCGGCUUGAAUUCAUCGUUCUCCCAGAUGCUAGAACCCAUUCUUGAUACACUCUCUGGCCUCUGGAUUUAAACAUUGAGGCAACAUUCCGUAUCGUGAGUCGAACCUGGAAGCAAAAACCCAUGCAGAAUAAAAGGAAAUUAAAAGAGCGCGAAAGUAAAAAUGAACAUCUAUGAGGGCAUUCGAAUUCGACGACGUGCAGAGCGGCCUCCUACUGAGAUCAAUACCCCAUCCGCAACCGGAGGAAGGCCAGGUGAUCAUCCAGGUUAAAGCUGCUGGUUUGUGUCACUUGGACUUAUUCACGCUUCAAGAUGAUCAAUAUGGGAUGAUCUUGAAACGACCCAUGGUGUUAUCUUUAAAAGCCAUUGGACUUGGAUAUGAUGGCGGCUAUGCAGAGCAAGCCAUGGCUUGGGUUGAUAAUCUCAUCCGGAUCCCGACGGGUGUCUCAUUCGCACAGGCUGUUGUAGCCGCCGAUUCAAUCUCAACCGCUUAUCAUGCCGUGAUUACAGGGGGUCGCGAUUGCGCUGGUGGCACCGUGGCCACCGUGGGGUUGGGCGGGUUGGGUUUCGCUGCCAUCCAGAUUGCCGCCCUUCAAGGAGCGAAAGUAUAUGGGCUAGAAAUUGAUGCAAGCAAGCUGCCGCUUGCUCAAAAAUUAGGAGCUAUUGAGUGUGCUGGUGGACUCGGUCAGUUUGUCAAUAUCGCAUGUGACACGGUGGACGACUUUGCCGGCACCAAUAUCACAACCCUCACGGCGUUGAACACGGCCAAAUCAACUGUAUCGAUCGGUGCAAAUCUAGAUGAGCUCAAGGAGGUCUUAAGACUCAUCGACGAUGGCCACCUUUGUCCUAUUCUAGAGAUUCCUUUCCAUAGUAUUCCGCAGGGACUCGAGCGGUUGAUUCUGGGGAGGGUCACCUGGCGUUUGUUCGCCAAUCCCAGUGUGAAUGGCUUUGAAUAG
Molecule: messenger RNA, 1147 nt
Organism: Aspergillus alliaceus
Lineage: Eukaryota; Fungi; Ascomycota; Eurotiomycetes; Eurotiales; Aspergillaceae
Product: chaperonin 10-like protein
Exons: 3
Coding region: 365-1147 (260 amino acids)
Source: RefSeq, a predicted model, not a curated record